AUGAGCACUGACCAGAAGGCCGGAGCGUUUUGGAAGCGCAUAGUGGAUUACGUCAACGCAAGCCCUGUGCUCAGUGGCGCCGUUCCUAGAGAAUGGAGUCAGUGUAAGCAGAGGUGGGGAAGAAUCAAUGAGCAGGUGUGCAAGUUUGUGGGGUGCUAUGAAGCAGCAGUGAGGGAGCAAGCGAGUGGCCAAAACGAGAAUGAUGUCAUGAAGGCUGCCCAUGACAUCUUCUUCAAUGACCUUGGCAUCAAGUUCACACUUGAACAUUGUUGGAGGGAACUUCGGUUCGAUCAAAAAUGGAAAUCACUCGGUGUUCCCAAAGAAGGUCCCAAAGAGAAAAGUAAGGAAGCUGCAGAGGUGGUGGCUGAGGAGGAAGGUGCGGAGGUUCGGCCUCCUGGUGUCAAGGCUUGCAAAGCAGCCAAACGCAAGAGGCAGGUUGAUAGAUAUACAUUGUUGUUUGGAUUGCUUGCUGUUUUGGUUGCUUGCUGUUGUGGUCACGGGGUGGAGUUCAAGUUGUCUGGCAGGAAGGAAGGGAAUGCACUUGUUUUAUUAUGUUUAGCUUUAUGGUUGUGUCACGGGAAAGUGUAG
Molecule: messenger RNA, 588 nt
Organism: Raphanus sativus (radish)
Lineage: Eukaryota; Viridiplantae; Streptophyta; Magnoliopsida; Brassicales; Brassicaceae
Product: glutathione S-transferase T2-like
Exons: 3
Coding region: 1-588 (195 amino acids)
Source: RefSeq, a predicted model, not a curated record